CUAACGUAUAAUUAAAUAAAGAUUGAUGCACUGUUCAAUUCUCUUCUUUCACUUCACCUGAGUCACACGCACAGAGAGACGGUGAGAACGAAGAAGAUGGCUAGCGGCGGUUUGAAGAAGAUGUUAACCUCUGCAAUCAACGGAGGUCUGACUUCUGCACGAGCAACCAUAUUCGGUCAUCAAUUGAACCCUUCAGGGAAGAAAUCUGCUCACAAAAUUCUCCGUAUGAAAAUGUUUGGUGAAAAAGUUGCUCAAUGGUACCCUCAUGAUAUCAAUGAAGAUGACCCUAAUGUUAUGGCUCGUCAACAACAAGAACGUUUAUCGAAGCUUGAAAUGUUGAAGCGUCGAGGUAAAGGCCCCCCUAAGAAGGGACAAGGAAAGCGUGCUAAAAAAAGCAACAAAUAGAUUAUACUCUUGUCUUGAAUUCAUCCUAUGGGUAUAUUGGUUUAAAUCAAAGACUAGUUGUUGUUUCUGCAAACACUUUUGAAUUUGAUUUAUUUGAUCAGAAUGACAGAUUUCUUAUUGACCUCUUCCUGGGAGAAAAUUUGAGAGUUGAAACCGUCUAAUUUGGUUGGAGAUCUGUCUCUUUUGUGCCAUUAACGUUUCAUAAUUUGAUGUAGUCUACCUUGAAUGUUUAUCACAAGGUUAUAUAUAAAUAGCCUUUUUAUUUUGUUAUUAGUCUUAAUGGUGUGUUUUGGUAAGCAGUUUAAUUGCUUAUUUAAGCGUUUAUGUAUGUUAUUUCUAUUAUCAAAGAGGAUCGUUGAAUUAUUUUCA
Molecule: messenger RNA, 774 nt
Organism: Medicago truncatula (barrel medic)
Lineage: Eukaryota; Viridiplantae; Streptophyta; Magnoliopsida; Fabales; Fabaceae
Exons: 2
Coding region: 97-405 (102 amino acids)
Cellular component (GO): mitochondrion
Source: RefSeq, a predicted model, not a curated record